This is a messenger RNA of Arabidopsis lyrata subsp. lyrata, 1543 nucleotides long. Its product is annotated as alpha-1,3/1,6-mannosyltransferase ALG2. The record is from RefSeq and is a predicted model, not a curated record. Gene Ontology annotation, molecular function: alpha-1,3-mannosyltransferase activity; GDP-Man:Man(1)GlcNAc(2)-PP-Dol alpha-1,3-mannosyltransferase activity. The transcript has 9 exons. Lineage: Eukaryota; Viridiplantae; Streptophyta; Magnoliopsida; Brassicales; Brassicaceae. Bases 138 to 1349 code for a protein of 403 amino acids.
AAUCAUAUUGUUUCUCUUCUACGUAUUCAAUUUAAGAGUCAAGAAGCACAAAGUUAUGUAUAUGGAAGGCACUGAAUCUUCAGAGGAAACCGCAAACAGAAAAACAUAAACCAGUCAGUGUGGAAAGUCAGAUCAAAAUGGGGAAAAAAGAAGGUUCAAAGAUGAACAUCGCCAUUAUACAUCCAGAUCUUGGAAUAGGCGGAGCAGAGAGAUUGAUUGUUGAUGCGGCGGUUGAGCUUGCGUCGCAUGGUCACAAAGUUCAUGUCUUCACCUCUCACCACGACAAAUCCAGAUGCUUCGAGGAAACUCUAUCCGGUAUCUUUCGAGUUACGGUGUAUGGCUCUUUCCUGCCACGGCAUAUUUUCUACCGACUACACGCAGUGUGUGCUUAUCUGCGGUGCUUGUUUGUUGCUCUCUGUGUUCUUUUGGGUUGGUCUUCGUUCGAUGUUAUACUAGCAGACCAGGUUUCAGUCGUAGUCCCAUUGCUGAAACUCAAAAGGUCAUCUAAGGUUGUUUUCUACUGCCAUUUCCCGGAUCUCUUGCUAGCUAAGCAUACAACAGCACUUAGACGGAUGUAUCGAAAACCCAUUGAUUUCAUCGAAGAACAAACCACAGGGAUGGCUGAUAUGAUCCUUGUUAACAGUAACUUCACGGCAUCAACAUUUGCCAGUACAUUUAAAAGGCUAAAUGCACAAGGAAAUCGCCCAGCUGUACUUUACCCAGCAGUCAAUAUCGAUCAGUUCAAUGAAUCCCAUACUUAUAAGUUGAAUUUCCUCUCCAUAAACCGCUUUGAGAGGAAAAAGAACAUCGAUCUAGCCGUUUCAGCUUUUGCUAUGCUAUGCAAACAUAAGCAAAAUCUGAGUGAUGUUACCCUUACCGUUGCAGGUGGAUAUGAUGAGCGACUGAAGGAGAAUGUAGAGUACUUGGAGGAGCUCAGAAGUUUAGCUGAGAAAGAAGGAGUUUUUGAUCGAGUUAACUUUAUCACAUCUUGUUCAACCGCUGAAAGAAAUGAACUUCUCUCAAGCUGCUUGUGCGUUCUCUACACGCCUACGGAUGAACAUUUUGGUAUUGUUCCAUUAGAAGCAAUGGCUGCAUACAAACCCGUGAUAGCCUGCAACAGUGGUGGCCCCGUGGAGACGGUAAAGAAUGGAGUAACAGGCUAUCUUUGUGAACCGACUCCAGAAGAUUUCAGUUCGGCGAUGGCUAGAUUCAUCGAGAAUCCUGAGUUGGCGAAUAGAAUGGGAGCUGAAGCCAGGAAUCAUGUCGUUGAAUCAUUCUCUGUGAAGACGUUUGGACAGAAGUUGAAUCAGUAUCUCGUUGAUGUCGUAUCAAGUCCUAAAGAAGAUUGAGAUUCCUCUGUUUAGCAAUCAUAGAUCGUUCGUUAAACAGCAUACUUUAGGCUUAGGUCUGAAACUACAGGGGCUUUAUUGUUGGGAUCAAUCAUGUUGAACAUGAAGAUUGGUUAAAUUUAGGUUGACAGUUUUGUUUUCGGUUUGGGUUUGAGGAUAAAUUUGAGGAAAUAAAAUCGAAUCAGUAAAUCUCA